Camelina sativa (false flax) is the source of this 1573-nucleotide messenger RNA. RefSeq names its product la-related protein 6B. Gene Ontology annotation, biological process: RNA processing. Gene Ontology annotation, cellular component: ribonucleoprotein complex; nucleus. Lineage: Eukaryota; Viridiplantae; Streptophyta; Magnoliopsida; Brassicales; Brassicaceae. The record is from RefSeq and is a predicted model, not a curated record. Gene Ontology annotation, molecular function: mRNA binding.
AAAAAAAAAAAAAAAAGAAGAAGAAAAAAAAAACAGAGCGUCUUUGCUCUUCUUUCCCACUAAUCUCUUUGAUUGCUAAAUCCUUCACUCACUAAACCCUAAUUUGUCCCGUUGUAAUCUCUCAUCACCAAGUAUGGCUGAUCAAAAACCCCUAGAUUCCUUUACUCCUCCUCUUCAAUCCGAUGAUCUGUCUCAUUCCCCAGCUCCUCCUCCGCUCUCAAGUCGCCUCAACGCUAAUGCUCCGGAGUUUGUUCCUGCUCAGCCGAGGAUGAUGAUCCCACCUCCGCCUCCUCCUCAUAUGUACCACCACCACCCUCCUCCGCCUCUGUUUACUGGACCUCACGAGCGGCGGAGAGACCGUAAGAAGAAGGAGCAACCCGAAACUGGAGCUUCUGUUUCCAUUGAUCCUAAGAGUGGUUUACCUGAGGAUACAGUCCAGAAGAUAGUGAAACAGGUAGAAUACUAUUUCGGCGACUUGAACUUGGCCACAACAGAUCUUUUGAUGAGAUUUAUCAGCAAGGACCCUCAAGGAUAUGUGCCUGUACAUGUAGUUGCAUCUUUCAACAAAAUUAAAUCAUUCAUCAACAGUGUCUCCCAGCUUGCCACAGUGCUACAAAACUCCUCAAAGCUUGUUGUUAGUGAAGAUGAACAGAAAGUGAGACGCAUAUAUCCCAUUACCAAAAUUGCUCUUGAAGAGUUACAGUCCCGAAUAGUGAUUGCCGGAAAUCUACCUGCGGAUCAUUGCUACCAUAAUCUCAUGAAGAUUUUCUCAGCUGUUGGAAGUGUGAAGCACAUUCGGACCUGCCAGCCACAAAACUCUGGCUAUAGUUUUCCAUCAGCAGCUAGAUCAGCUAACACUGAUUUCAGUAACAAGGUCCACGCCUUUGUUGAGUAUGAGACAGUUGAGCUGGCAGAGAGAGCAGUUGCUGAAUUAAAUGAAGAAAGAAAUUGGAGGAGUGGUCUUAGGGUACGGUUGAUGCUGCAGGAUCAGACGAAAGAGCCAAAACAUGUUCUUCAAGAAGGAGGAAGAAAGGAAGAAGAUGAUGAUGAUAAAAAGUUUGAAGAUUGUGGUGGAGAAAGGGAUGGUCAUGGAGAGGAGGAGGAACAAGGAGACAAGAAGAGAAGAGGGCAUAACCGUGGUGGACAAGGACGAGGAAGAAGUCAAAACCAAAACGAAAAUUCAAAGCAGAACCUGAAUUACCAAAUGAACAACAACAACACAGAUCAUCAAGUGAGCAUGGGGAAGCAACAGCAACAGCCACCACCAGGACCACGAAUGCCAGAUGGCACAAAGGGAUUCUCUUUGGGGCGGGGAAAACCGGUAAUUGUUCAUCCUCAGUGAACCGGAGCUGUCUGACCAAAAAAAACCGAGAUGGUUGGUAUAUAAUGGAAGGGAAGGGUUAACUUCAAAGAUCCACAAGAGAGUGAUCUUACUAAAAUUUCUACUUCAUAAAACAAAAACAAAAAUUUUGUUACUUGGAAUUAGAUGGAGUUAGAAAAGUUUUGCUUUCUUUCUUUCAUAAACGGACCAAUGCUAGCUUGAAUAAUCCAAUGUGCGGUUAAUUAACUAAAC